Messenger RNA from Microthlaspi erraticum, 1191 nucleotides. The record is from the annotation of a GenBank genome assembly. NCBI's taxonomy places the organism in Eukaryota, Viridiplantae, Streptophyta, Magnoliopsida, Brassicales, Brassicaceae.
AUGUUCCCGGUCACUAGUCGCCGCCAUUUCUCUUUCUCCCUAUAUAUGCUCCGUUCAUCUUCUCCACACAACCAUGUUCUCUACUCUUCCUCCUCUUUCCUCCCUUCUUUUGCCUCAUCCAGGUCCUCUGCAACCAAAGAUUACCGAAAAUCCUCAUCCCCUCCAAUGGCGGCGUGUAUCGACACGUGCCGAACCGGGAAACCUCAGAUUUCUUCUCGCGACUCCACCAGGUCUCACGACGACGAAUCCGGUUUCCGUUACCUGAAUUACUACCGUACCGGUUACCCGGACCGAGUUUCGCGAGCUCCGAUCAACGUGACCCAGACCAAAACCCUCCACACCCGCCCGCUCGUUGAAGAUCUCGAUCGAGACGCCGAGAUCGACGAUGUCUGGGAGAAGAUUCGCGAAGAAGCCAAAUCCGAUAUCCAGAGAGAACCUAUUGUCUCCGGCUAUUACCACGCAUCGAUCGUCUCCCAGCGAUCCUUGGAGGCGGCGUUGGCCAACACUCUCUCCGUUAAACUCAGCAACUUAAACCUCCCCAGCAACACGCUCUUCGAUUUGUUCAACGGCGUUCUCGAGGAACACCCAGAGAUCGUUGAAUCGGUGAAGCAAGAUCUGAUUGCGGUCAAGGAGAGAGACCCAGCUUGCAUCAGCUACGUCCAUUGUUUCCUACACUUCAAGGGCUUCCUCGCCUGCCAAGCGCAUCGAAUUGCUCACGAGCUAUGGACGCAGGACCGGAAAAUCCUCGCUCUGUUGAUCCAGAACAGAGUAUCGGAGGCCUUCGCCGUUGAUUUCCACCCCGGGGCCAAAAUCGGAACCGGGAUUUUGCUCGACCACGCUACGGCCAUCGUCAUCGGCGAGACGGCGGUGGUGGGGAACAACGUCUCUAUUCUCCACAACGUAACGCUCGGAGGAACGGGGAAACAGUGCGGAGACAGGCACCCGAAGAUCGGCGACGGGGUGUUGAUCGGAGCUGGGACUUGUAUCCUGGGGAAUAUAACGAUUGGAGAGGGAGCCAAGAUCGGGGCCGGCUCGGUGGUGUUGAAGGACGUGCCGCCGCGUACGACGGCUGUGGGAAAUCCGGCGAGAUUGCUCGGUGGCAAAGAUAAUCCGAAAAAGCACGACAAGGAUCCUGGCCUCACCAUGGACCAGACGUCGCAUAUAUCCGAGUGGUCGGAUUAUGUAAUUUGA